Messenger RNA from Cydia strobilella, 1611 nucleotides. RefSeq names its product luciferin 4-monooxygenase-like. Bases 1 to 1611 code for a protein of 536 amino acids. Lineage: Eukaryota; Metazoa; Arthropoda; Insecta; Lepidoptera; Tortricidae. The transcript is spliced from 9 exons. The record is from RefSeq and is a predicted model, not a curated record.
AUGCUCGUGCACGGUGACGGAGAAGUGUUGGAGCCCGCACAUUUGAACUUUGGAAAAUGGAUUUUGGACCGGAUGAGAGGGACAGAUCCCGAGCGCACGUGUUUGCGUAGUUCCACAACGGGGUAUACGCUGACGUUCAAGGAGGUAUCGCAGUAUGUAGUGAGGUUAGCAGCGGCGCUGACGCAGCGAGGCGUGGGGAGGGGAGAUACGGUGGCGGUGUUAGGCGAGCCCCCUGCCACCUUCCUCCCCGCUGGGCUCGCCGUUUUACUGACGGGCGCAACACUCACUCUUAUCGGAACAAAAUGUGGCGUAGCUAUCCUCAAGCAUAAGUUAAAUCUAACAAAACCAACCUUUGUAAUCUGCACUCAACGUUUCUUGGAGAUCUAUAGCGACAUACUGAAGAGUUCGGAUUUCAUCAAAACUCUCAUUUGUUUCGACAACAUCGAGGGUAUGGAGUCGGUGGAGGCGCUGAUGUCGAGCCAAGACGUGGAUGUGGAUAAGUUUGAGCCGGCGGCUGUGGAAGACCAGGCCGACGUGGCGCUGGUCACGUUCUCGUCUGGAACCACUGGGCUGUCCAAGGGAGUGCUACUGACACACCUUAAUCUUAUUGCGAGAGCGAAUGUAGUUAUGAAGUGGUAUUAUGACUACAAUUCUUUGCACUCCCAACCCUUGCAAGUUGGUUUCUUCGCGGAGCCGGACCGCACCUCGUUUUACGACUUCCAAAUGAUGUGUACAUUAUUAUGCUCUGGACAAACACUUAUAUACUCGGAAAGCGAUGUGGAUUUGAAGUAUGUUAAAGAUUUUCAGGUGCAUACGAUGCCCACCGUGCCUGCGAUUGUAGAAAUGAUGAUAAAUGGUAAAGAUGAGUACGAUUUGAGAUCACUCAAGUUGGUGAUUACCACCGGCUCGCCACUUAAUCGCCGGACUGCAAAACUGUUACAAGAUAGAUAUCCUGAUAUUAAACUAGCAAGUGUGUACGGCUCAACGGAAACUGGCUCAAUUGCUACAACACAGAAUAAGGUAUUUGACUUCGAUGUUGCAAACGACGUCACCAAGGCAGAGGGUUAUUGCGUAGGCCGCGCUGUUCCGGGGGUUACGAUAAAGGUCGUGGAUAUAGAAACACGAGAAAUACUUGGUCCGAACCAGCGUGGAGAGCUGUGUGUCCGCGGUCCGCGACUUAUGAAGGGCUACCUGGGGGCUACCGCGCCCUACCUGGACGAGCAGGGGUUCUACCUGAUGGGUGAUCUGGGCUACUUUGAUGAUCACAAACGCAUAUAUUUGGUGGGCAGGCUGAAAGAUAUCAUUAAUUACAUGGGGAAUAAGGUGUCCCCUGGAGACGUGGAGGCCGUGAUGCGGCUGCAUCCGGCGGUGCAGGAGGUAGCCGUGGUUGGGAAACCUGCCAAGGUAGAGGGCGAAGAGCUGCCCACCGCCUUCGUGGUGCUGCGACCCGGCGCCGCCGCCACGGAGACCGAGCUUGUCGACUACGUGGCCCAGCAGGUUACUUGGUACAUGCACCUGCGCGGCGGCGUGAGGUUUGUUCCGGAGCUUCCAAGGAACGCGAUGCAGAAGAUCCUGCGCAGGCGUCUCAGGGAGAUGCUGGCACGUGAAUAG